Messenger RNA from Lates calcarifer (barramundi perch), 3088 nucleotides. RefSeq names its product glycerol kinase-like. Gene Ontology annotation, biological process: glycerol-3-phosphate biosynthetic process; triglyceride metabolic process; glycerol metabolic process. The record is from RefSeq and is a predicted model, not a curated record. Gene Ontology annotation, cellular component: mitochondrion. Lineage: Eukaryota; Metazoa; Chordata; Actinopteri; Centropomidae. Gene Ontology annotation, molecular function: glycerol kinase activity.
GCCGGGGAGUCCAGCCAGCCUCAACGCCAGCAGCCGGUAGCGUUUAACGUCUUUGUAUUCAGUCUUUUCACGACUACAAGGGAGAAAAAAAGUACAAGCAUGGAUCCGCUGGUUGCUGCGAUUGAUCAGGGCACGAGCUCGACGAGGUUUCUGGUGUUCAAUGCAAAAACAGCCAAAGUGAUCAGUCACCAUCAAGUAGAAAUCAAUCAGAGUUUCCCCAAGGAGGGAUGGGUGGAGGAAGACCCCAAGGAGAUAAUGCAAUCUGUCUACGAGUGCAUGGAGAGGACUUGCGAGAAACUCUGCCAGCUCAACAUUGACAUCUCCAACAUAAAAGCGGUGGGAGUGACCAAUCAGAGGGAGACGACCCUGGUGUGGGACAAAGAGACCGGAGAGCCACUCUACAAUGCAGUCGUUUGGUUGGACCUGCGCACGCAGUCGACAGUUGAGAGGCUCAUCAACAAAACUCCGGGCCGAAACAAGAACCACCUUAAGCACAAGACAGGUCUUCCCAUCAGCACCUACUUCAGUGCUGUGAAGCUGCGUUGGCUUCUGGACAAUGUGGACGAAGUGCGACAGGCAGUGCUCAGCGGGCGAGCCAUGUUCGGCACGGUGGACUCCUGGAUCAUCUGGUGCCUGACGGGGGGCAGGAACGGAGGGGUCCACUGCACAGACGUGUCCAACGCCAGUCGCACCAUGCUCUUCAACAUUCACACCAUGGACUGGGAUCCUGAACUGUGCAGGUACUUUGAUGUCCCCAUGGAAAUCCUCCCCAAAGUCAGAAGCUCCUCUGAAAUAUACGGCUGGAUGAAAUCCACCUCUCUAGCAGGAGUUCCAAUCUCUGGGUGUCUUGGUGACCAGUCAGCUGCUCUAGUUGGUCAGAUGUGCUUCAAGGAAGGCCAGGCCAAAAACACGUAUGGGACUGGUUGCUUCCUGCUCAGAAAUACAGGGACCAAGGCUGUGAUGUCAGACCACGGCCUGCUGACCACAGUUGCAUACAAACUAGGAAAAGACAAACCUGCCUGCUACGCACUGGAGGGUUCAGUGGCCAUUGCAGGGGCAGUAGUGCGAUGGCUGAAGGACAACAUGGGCAUUGUGCAAUCCUCCUCAGAGAUCGAGAAACUAGCAGCUGCAGCAGGCACGUCUUACGGCUGCUACUUUGUACCGGCCUUCUCCGGGCUCUACGCCCCCUACUGGGAGCCCAGUGCAAGAGGCAUCAUCUGUGGCCUCACUCAGUUCACUAACAGGAACCACUUGGCUUUUGCUGCUCUGGAGGCCGUCUGUUUUCAGACCAGAGAGAUCCUCGAUGCAAUGAACCAGGACAGUGGUAUCCCACUGACACAGCUGCAGGUGGAUGGAGGCAUGACAUCCAACAGAUUACUGAUGCAGCUGCAGGCCGACAUCCUCUGCAUGCCCGUAGUACGACCCACCAUGUCAGAGACCACGGCUCUGGGUGCAGCCAUGGCAGCAGGUGCAGCGGAGGGGGUGGACGUGUGGAGCUUGAACCCCGGUCACCUCCCGCAAGUUACGUCUGAGAAAUACGAACCUCAGAUCAACUCCGACGAGAGCGAGUUCCGCUUCGCCCGUUGGAAGAAGGCUGUCCAGAAGGCCAUGAACUGGGAGACCACAGAGCCCUGCUGCAAUUCCAAUGGUUUAGGGAAGAAGAUUAACGGUGCCCCCUGGGGGGUUCCUCCCACCCCUCCCCCCACCAGAGUGGACCCCUAAGAUCACCAGCAGUAACGUACCUGUGGUAUAAAACCUCAAUGGGAACAUGGACGACUACUAUGGAGCAAGACUGGAAGAGGAAAUGUGCUCACACACAUACAGGAAUUGUCAGCUGCAGGAUGUGAUGUGAUGUGUGGCCUUCUAGCAGUAGUAUCUCAUGGCUGUGAUAUGACUUGACUGAAAACAGCAACUCAUCAACCUCAAGUGCCAGCUGGAGUCAUGUGACCUGUGGAGGUUUUUGAAGCAACAAGGGAACCACUUUUGAUGGCAUUUUCUUCUUCCUUCUCUGAAAAAAAGUGAAAGUGUUGUUAAAUAAUCCUGUAGAAACUAUGAAUUUACCUUUUUAACUUGUAAAGUUUAAGGGAAAUCAGGUGUUCACAGUCUGAAGUAAAGAGUCACACUGUUGUACCUCAUCACUGUUAACAAAGGGGGACACUGUACUGUUUUUUUUUACUGGUUGUUCCAAACAGUGUUGACUUGUUUGUACCUUCUCUUCUAAACUAAAGGUCCAGACAGAUGUCACAUGUCGAGUGGUAAUAAUUUUCUUAAAAACGGUUGGUGCUCAGUUUAUGUCCUUUUUAUAGUCGGGUUUGUUCUUGGAGAAACUGAAGAGGAUUGAGAAAUACUGUCCUUGGAGAUUUAAGGGGAUAUUUUGAACAAAAAAGAGAAAAAUAGAAUCAUUUAUUCUGGAUCACUACAAUGAGCCUCAACUUUUUAUUUUGAAUCAAAGGGGAAAUAUUUUUGACAUCAGUCUAAAUGCAACAUUAAGCUGACACUUUGCAGGCUCUUAACAGCACUUUAUAAUUUAUCCUGUGUAUGGAGAGUAUGAUUAUGGGAGUCAUGCAGGUUUCUUUUUUUUUUUUUUAAAGGGGAGUGGUGUUUUUAACUUGACUGUUUUUAUGAAGGGAUUUUUAAAGUUUCAUUGCUGAGGCCACGAAGAAACCCUCAAAUUCAGAACACGGUACAUUUUGAUUCCAUAUGUAUUCAAUUUUAUAUUCAUCUUUAAGCACAACCUUUUUAGAUCCGAGCCAUCGCACACACCUCUGACGGAUGCUCUGUUAAAUUUAGAAUGAAGACACUGACAUGAGGUAAAAUUCUAAAGUUAAACAUAUAUAUAUACAUAUGUUUUAUCAGUCAGAGGGAGCAUUUGUUGCGACUAAGAGAUUUGUGAUUCACUUUAAAGGGUGUGUCUAACUUUGUAAUGUGUAAAGAAUCUUUCUGGAUCCUGUUUGUACACCUGCCUGCUGCUUUUCUCUAAUUUGUUUUAUAAAAUGCGUAGCAAGACUUCAGCUCUACUAGAAUGUACAGAUACUGUAAUGAAUGAAUACCUGACUUGCAGAAUAAAACUAAGUACAUCAGCACCUCA